Messenger RNA from Sclerotinia sclerotiorum 1980 UF-70, 993 nucleotides. RefSeq lists its product as hypothetical. The transcript is spliced from 6 exons. The record is from RefSeq and is a predicted model, not a curated record. Bases 1 to 993 code for a protein of 330 amino acids. NCBI's taxonomy places the organism in Eukaryota, Fungi, Ascomycota, Leotiomycetes, Helotiales, Sclerotiniaceae.
AUGACAACCCCCGCUUCAUCAACUGCGGACACCACCUUUGCCGAUGCUACUAAGGUGCAACAAUUGACUUCCCACACUUACUCUGCGAACUUUCCCGAUGACUGGUGUGUAGGCUCAGUUCCCCAUGGAGGUUUCAUAACCGGAGUCUUCCUCCAAGUCUCUACCCUCCAUUUCCGAAGCACUCUCUCCGCCCAAAAUCAACCUCACCCCAUAAUUCUCCAUCUCGAGUUCCUGCGUCGAACUCAAACUGGUCCCGCCAUCUUCACCGUCCAAGAUACCAAACUCGGGAGACAAACAUCUAUUCUUCACAUAACGCUAUCACAAGAUGACCGAGUUGAAGUAGUCGGUUAUAUUACUCACUCCAAUGCCACCACUGAGGACGGCGUUUCUUCACCUCAUACUCAUGUUCUUAAUCCUGCCCCCCUUCCAGUCUCUCUUCCCCUUCUAAAAACCAACACCGACCCCAACUAUCACCUCCGAGAAUUAGAAUUCUCCAGCUUCCGUAAAGCUACCAAAAAGGGCCAUAUGUACCUCCCUCACACUGAACCAUCACCCAGCAUCUCAGACGAAUGGAUUCGAUUAUCCACUGGCGAAUACUGGACCAACGAAAGCCUCGCCUUCGCCUGCGACAUGUACUCAAUCCCGACCGAAUUCCCCCCCUCACCCAACACUUCCACUUCCACUCCCACUUCCACUCCCACCCUCAAAUCCACAUCCCCUUCCCCCUACCCAUCCCCCUCCACCCCAGCCCCCAUCGCAAAAUACUGGUUCCCCACCCUCGUCCUCAACAUCGAUUUCAAAAAGUCGCUUCCGAAGGAAGGUAUCGAAUGGCUCUUCAUCCGCGUCGAGCGCAAACAGAUCAAGAACGGACGUAUGGAUAUCGAAUUGACGGUUUGGGAUGAGAAGCGCGAAUUGGUCGCGAUUAGUAAUCAUGUUGCAUUGGCUGUGGGGGUGGAGAGGAAUAUAGCUGCGAGGGGCUCGAGUAAGAUUUGA